AGGAAGCCGGAAGCGGCAGCUGUCCGCAGCACCGACUAGGGGCGGAGAGGUGGAGGGCUGCGCCUUGGGGUUCGUGAACCCCGCGAUGGACCCGGACCGGACAGUCGCGCGACGGAGGUCAUCGUUGCUGCUGCUGCGGUUGCUGCUGUGGUCGGGGCUGGCUCUGGGCACCUUCUCCUUGGGCAGCAGUCCCCACCGGGUCCUCCACGACCUCCUGUCGGAGGAGCAGUUGCUGAAGGUGGAGGACUUAUCCCUGGCUCUACUGCAGGGCGGAAGGAUGGGGCCACUGUCACUACCCCCAGACUUGCCGGAUCUGGAUCCCGAGUGCCGGGAGCUGCUGCUGGACUUCGCCAACAGCAGCGCAGAGCUGACCGGGUGUCUAGUGCGCGGCGCCCGGCCGGUGCGCCUCUGUCAGACCUGCUAUCCCCUCUUCCAACAGGUCGCCAGCAAGAUGGACAACAUCAGCCGAGCCGUGGGGAAUUCCUCAGAGAGUCAUAGUUGUGCCAGAAGUCUCUUAAUGGCAGAUAGAAUGCAGAUAGUUGUGAUUCUGUCUGAGUUUUUCAAUUCCACAUGGCAGAAGGCAAAUUGUGCAAAUUGUUUAACGAACAAAAGUGAAGAAUUAUCAAAUAGCACAGUAUACUUCCUGAAUCUGUUUAAUCACACCUUGACCUGCUUUGAGAAUAACCUUCAGGGGAGCGCACACAGUCUUCUUCAGUUAAGAAAUUAUUCGGAAGUAUGCAAAAACUGUCGUGACGCAUACAAAACUCUGAGUAGUCUGUACAGUGAAAUGCAAAAAAUGAAUGAACUUGAAAAUAAGGCUGAAUCUGGAACACACUUAUGCAUUGAUGUGGAAGAUGCAAUGAAUAUUACUCGAAAACUUUGGAGUCGAACUUUCAACUGUUCAGUCCCUUGCAGUGACACAGUGCCUGUAAUUGCUGUUUCUGUGUUCAUUCUCUUUCUACCUGUUGUCUUCUACCUUAGUAGUUUUCUUCACUCAGAGCAAAAGAAACGCAAACUCAUUCUACCCAAACGUCUCAAGUCCAGUACCAGCUUUGCAAACAUUCACGAAAAUUCACACUGAAACCUACAGAAUGGAGAAUUGAUAUCAUAUCCCAUGGAUGAAUGGUGGAAGACACAGCUUGGUCCAAAAGAAGAUAAACCGUGAUUUGACAAGUCAAGUUCUUAAGAAAUGCAAGGACUUCAGAUUUAUUUUUAAAUAAGAAUUUUCAAUUUUUCUUUGCUGGUCCACCCCCUU
Messenger RNA from Physeter macrocephalus (sperm whale), 1255 nucleotides. It is a transcript of the gene OSTM1, whose product is annotated as osteoclastogenesis associated transmembrane protein 1. The record is from RefSeq and is a predicted model, not a curated record. Lineage: Eukaryota; Metazoa; Chordata; Mammalia; Artiodactyla; Physeteridae. The coding region runs from base 86 to 1081 and encodes 331 amino acids. Gene Ontology annotation, cellular component: cytosol. The transcript is spliced from 6 exons. Gene Ontology annotation, biological process: osteoclast differentiation.